This is a messenger RNA of Suillus subaureus, 324 nucleotides long. RefSeq lists its product as uncharacterized. The record is from RefSeq and is a predicted model, not a curated record. Gene Ontology annotation, cellular component: nucleus. Gene Ontology annotation, biological process: regulation of transcription by RNA polymerase II. NCBI's taxonomy places the organism in Eukaryota, Fungi, Basidiomycota, Agaricomycetes, Boletales, Suillaceae. The annotation marks the transcript as partial. The transcript is spliced from 2 exons. Gene Ontology annotation, molecular function: RNA polymerase II cis-regulatory region sequence-specific DNA binding; DNA-binding transcription factor activity, RNA polymerase II-specific.
AAAAGGUCCAAAAUGCACCAAUGUUCCGUUUGCCUCAAGAUAUUCCCGCGCCCCAGCGGUUUGAACACGCACAUGAACUCCCACUCGGGAGCCAAACCCUACAAGUGUCCGGUAUCAUCGUGCGAUAGACACUUUGCCGUACGAUCUAAUGCCAAGCGCCAUCUGAAGACACACGGCAUCAACCCCUCUUUGAUGGAGAGCCCAUCUCAGGGCACCAACUUUAUGGUUGGGUUUGAGGAGCCUCUCGUAAAUCACCAUGUUCACGAUGCCGGCCGGCCACCGACAAGACUCAGGUGGAUUCCGCACAGCCUUGCCACGAGGACG